Messenger RNA from Paramisgurnus dabryanus, 1401 nucleotides. RefSeq names its product CXC chemokine 13b (gene cxcl-c13b). The record is from RefSeq and is a predicted model, not a curated record. Gene Ontology annotation, cellular component: extracellular region. Gene Ontology annotation, biological process: immune response. Lineage: Eukaryota; Metazoa; Chordata; Actinopteri; Cypriniformes; Cobitidae. Gene Ontology annotation, molecular function: chemokine activity.
CAGUAUUGUUACAGUGAAUCUUGUUUUACAGAAUCGAGGUAGUCACAUGAAUAAAGAAAAAUCACAUGGACAUUGUUAAACAGUUUUUUUUAAGAACAGGUUUUGUCUAGACACGUUUCAAUUGAUAGGAACAUUAUAAAUAUUUUUUUAUGUCUGGAGGCAACUGAGGGCAACAGUGAUUGCACAUUUUUUUCCUAUUCACUUUUUCCACAAAGACAUCAACAACAUUUCUUACCGGCAAAUCAUUAUAAAAGCUAAAUGUCUAAAUGAUUAUUAACUAGCAGUAAAUAACAAUAAGUGAUUUAAAGCAAAAUACUGCAUUUAAGUCAAAAAACUAAAAUGUGAUUUUUGUGUUAUUGUUUUUUUUUAUCUUCAAACCUUCCCAAAAAGAAAGCAAAAGAAAACUAAAGGUCAUUUAAACUGUAUUAAACCAAAAUUGAGCAAAAAUUCCUGUUAUCAAAGCCUAUACACAAGACAAUAUUAGUCUACUAAGGAUUCCCAAAGUGGUGGGCAUAUGAAAAUUCCAGCCUGUGUUAUCUUUGUAAAGAGCUGAAAUCAGUGGGAGUACGACAUAAGCCAGGAAUUUCCAAAAGUGACAACAGGGAAGUCCCUGCAAUAAGUAUAAAAACUGCAGCGACAUUGAGCACUUCACAGACACAGCCUCAACAUGAAGCCGACAGCUUUUGCUUUCCUGACAUUCAGCCUCAGCAUAUGUCUUACAGUAGAGAGUCAGUAUAUUCCAAAGACCUGCCAGUGUCCAAAGAUGAGGAAACAAGUCAAGGGCCCAUUUAGUGACUUCAGCGUGAUCCUAAAAGGACCCACCUGCCUCAAAGAUGAAAUUAUAGUCACACUGCAGAGGAAUAAAAGUCAAGUGUGCCUCAGUCCAAAUGACAAACAGGGCAAGAGAUUGAUAAUAUGUUGGCAAAGGAAUGGCAAAGACAGCAAAAGAUGUUUACGUAAACUACAACAGAAGAGGCCAAACAAGAGAAGGCAAAUCAAAUCCAAGAAGGGCUCUUAAGUGAAAUAGUAGGCACAUGUACAUGUAAAAUCUUAAAAGAUCCUGGGAACAGAAUGCCCUUUAAGCUUGUGCAAUAUGUUAUGGGAUUUCUGCACUUUCAUAUGGAGUUUUCAAGCCGAGGAUAAGAAAAGGCUCUAUUCAGAGGAGUGCUCAAUGGAUUGCAUCUAAUGAAGGCAUGUUAUAACAGGGAUGGAAUCGAGCAAAGACAAUUAUAAAGACAUUUGAGCCCUGCUAUGCAGGUCGAACAUGCAGUUUAAAAACUUUUAAUGUGUUGAUUUUAAAGCAUGUGUUCUGUGAUCACAUGAAGAAAGUGAAUUUUGUAAAGUUUUAAUAUAAAAUAGUGUAAUAAAUAUGAAAAUGUUAUGUGUCUCUUAAUUCUUGUU